UAUAUGCGUUGGAAAGCAGUGGUAGAGCUGUAUUAAAAAUAUCUAUUUCGUGUAUAUAAUAUUAAAUAUUAGUGACCAUUUGGGGUACUUCAACAGAUUGUAUCCCGUUUGUCUAUCGGUUGUCAAAAUUGGACACAGCGUGGUUAUUUUGAACAACAAAAAAUUAGAAAUCCAAUUUAAAAAAUAUGCCUACGGUUUGUGCCGCCUAUAACUGCACAUAUCGCCAUAAGAAAGGCGACAAUAUUUCGCUUCAUCAGUUUCCAAAAGAUCCGGAAUUAAAGACCAAAUGGUUGCAAGCCAUGAGACGCCUUAAUUAUGUGCCAUCAAAUACAGCAAGGCUGUGUAGCCAACAUUUCCUUGAGACUGACUUUAUUAUACAAUUUGGAAAAAAAUUACUAAAAAAUGGGGCUGUACCAACUGUAUUCAAAUUUCCUAAACAUCUGAUGAAGUCACCUGCAAAACCCAGAAGUACGCGUCUUCAAAAAAAAGAUGCAGCAGUUAGUCCCAACAUUUCACCAAAAAGUUGCACCAUUGACCCUGAAUUGCCCGCAGAAGGUGAACAAUUGUAUGUUCAAGCUACGCCAUCAACUAGUCGAAAUCUUGAACAAUCCCUCGCUCUUACUGAAAAUUGUGGCCUUCCAUCAACCAGUUUCAGUUCUAGGAAACGUAAAAACUUUGUGUAUUUUGGGGAUUGUAAAGAAGACGAUUUGAGAGACCCAAAGAAAGCAAAACUUAUGUGGGGUAUUGCAAAAGAAACAAUAAGAAAACAGAGGAAGACCAUAAAGUAUUUGCAUACCAGAAACAGAAGACUCCAAGCCAAAGUAAAGACACUAGGUGAAAUAGUGAACCAUUUAAAGAAUACUCAACGAAUAUCUGUUGACAGUUAUAUGGUACUACAGGUGAUACACUUGUUUUAUAUGAAAUUUGUACUAACCGCUAGUAGUGCCACUAACAAGAAUGAUUUUAUUUUUUCGCUUCUAAUUUGUGUCUGAGAAUAAGUUUCAU
Molecule: messenger RNA, 1005 nt
Organism: Zophobas morio
Lineage: Eukaryota; Metazoa; Arthropoda; Insecta; Coleoptera; Tenebrionidae
Product: THAP domain-containing protein 1-like
Exons: 6
Coding region: 186-992 (268 amino acids)
Molecular function (GO): sequence-specific DNA binding
Source: RefSeq, a predicted model, not a curated record